GGUUAACCCGACUUUAAGAGUGAAAAAACAGUGAAGCAAUCAUCGAAGUUUAUGAACAAUUGGAGGUGCUUUAAAAUAUUAACUAAUUAACGUGAAUUAUUGAAAAAACAUUCUGUAACGGAUUUUACGUACAUUCAAAAGUUACGAAGAAAACAACAAGAAAAACUACAUACAAGUGAAAAAAUAAUAAGGUCAGCUAACAUUAUUUUAAUACCUAAGUGUUUAUAUAAAAGACUUUUAACAAAAUAUUCAUAAAAAUACCCCAAAACUUAGUGAGUGUGAAAGCGCCAUCUAACUGAGAAUAUAAUAACUACGUAACUAAUCUGUUUUACUGACAUCAUACUACCAAACCGGAGAAACUGUUCACUACUCGCCGCAAGUGUCGCCUCUGCAGCUAUAUUUUAUUAAUACAGCGCUUAUCCCUGCGCAGUCUUCACUACUCGCCGCGUGUGUCGCCACUAUCUAAUUAAUCAGAAUGACGUAGCCAAACUGUUUGCAGAUGCUUAUGUCAAAGCAGCAACAACAAAUAAUGCAAUAAACGGUUUUAAGACAACUGGCCUGCUCCAAACAAACCGAUUCAUUUUUGAAGAAACUGAUUUUUAGCCAGCUUCUGUUACAGAAAAUCCAUUAAAUCCGAUCGAAAUUAAACAAGUUGAAGCAUCCUUGCUACUUGAACAACAAGCUGCUACUUGAAGCUACUAGAAUAAUAUCUUUGCCUUCGGUACUCGAAGAUGUAGCAAGCACCCAUGAUGUGUUUCCAUCGGAAACUUUAGAGGAAAAACAUGUGACUCCUCCACCGGCUUUAAAUUUUGCAUCCCAAAAUCGUGUUCUGACGCCCCCACAAAUUGACCCAGGAAGACAGGUAAAUAAUCCAGUUAAUAGACAUGAUCUUGGUGCGUUCUACCUGCCAGCAACAGACAUUCAGCAUUCCACAGCUUACAACAAACAACCAUUAUAAUUAUUUUUUGUACCUUUUAUAUCUUCGGCGGAAAAUGACAACAAAACGGGCAGCAUUGGGUUCACCCUAUUUAUCAAGCGCGAUAUUCGGAAGGAGCAUUUUAUACAUUAUUUAAUUAAGUCCAAGAAUCGUCUAUUAAAUUUUAUAACUACCUGUUUUCCAAUAAGUGAAACUACAUUUGAGUAAUUAUUUGUUAACUCACCUUACCUAAUUUAAUUUAUUAUUGAGAAUAAAUGAUGAUUUCCCUAAUAAUAUCAUACCUACGUAAGCAGUUCGUUGUUGAUUAAUAAUAAUCAACAACGAACAACAACUAACAAUAUAUGGUAUAUGAAUACAAUAGGUAUAAACCUAUUGUAUUCAUAUACCAUAUAUUGUUUUUUAGAUGCCGUUGAUGAGGAAUUGCGGUCAGCAGAUAGGCCGAGUACUAUGAAAAUAAUAUAAUUAACAUACGAAGAAGUCCAAGCCGAACUUCAAUACAUGCAACAAAAAGUUACACCGAGGAUGGCGCAUCAAACAUAAAUCGUCACGAAGUCACAAGCCACAUUAACAUAAAUCUUGAGGAGGAGGCGACCCAAGCAGCAAAUGAACGUGCUAUAAUGGUCGAAAGCACGUUCUUGUUUUCGCUUUAAGUUCUAUAAAAGUUCUUAAAACAGUCGAGUACAAGUGCUGUAAACGUUUACUCGACGCGAAAAAGGCGCAAAUUAUUCAGACUAAAGUCCUAUUAAAGUGGAAUAAGCGCUGAGUAAGCAGCAAAAAGAUGCUGUAAGAUUUGAGUAAAAGUGGCAGAAAACAUUAAGAGUGUUUUAAGAGCAACCAAAAUGCGUAUAUAGGAUAUUUAGUUCAAUAAACGCAAUUGAUUUGCUAUUAUACAGAUAAAGUGUGCUAUAAUAGCAGCCGAAUUGCUUUUAUUCGCCUUUUUAGUUCUAUAACAGCGAAUAGAAUGCUUUUACUCGACUAAUAAGUGCUGUAAACGAUCUAAGGGAGGCUCUUAUACCAUUUUCUUCUCAACGUGUGCGAGCGAGCGUGUGCUACCUGCAUAAUAUUUGUAAAACAAUAAUUAAACUACAUCUCAAAGGUAAUUCCAUAUUAUCAAGUUUUUGAGCAAUCAAUGUGAUUAUUUUAACUGUUCGUGUAGCUACUCCAAAACAUCAUGCGAAACAAGCUUUAUUGAUAAACCCAAAGGCAUUUUUACAAAAACAUUCAUGCACUGCCUAUUUUCUUAAAUUUGACGACUAAUUUAUUUAUUUUAUUUUUAUUUCCCACACUUACAACUAUUUUUACAGGUACUAAACCUAAGACAAUAGUGUAACUACUUAUAUAUAAAAAUACAAUUUAAAAUAUAUCAUUAAAUCUAUAACAUAAUAUAUACAGUGCUGACUUUGUGAAUUCAUUCAGAGAACAUGAGAAUAUGUCAAUAUUCUCCGCCAUUAUUAUUGAGGGUCCGCACAGCGCGCGUCAGCGGCGCCAGACCGAGCAGAUUUGUGCGCCCGCGCGGCUCGGCCAGCAAUCGCGGCCGACGCCGGCGCCACACAUACCCGUCGGGCACGUACACGCUCACAUACCUCAAUACCUGACUGUUGUGCAGUUUUCCUCUGAGCAGUUUAAAAAUGUAUGUUGCCAGGCAUAGCUCUCUGCGCACCCGUAACUCGUUAUAUCCUACCAUACCAAGAACGAAUAACGAAUAAAAUUAAAUAUACUUAAAAUAAUUGUUUUUAAUGCCAAUGUCCAUAUUGAUAAUCUAGUUGCAGUUACAGCUAACUUAUUCUAUUAAAAGUCGAGUUAGAGUGCUGUUCACCACAUUUAUAGCACAAGGUGUCGCCAUGAUAACAGGAUUUAGGGUUCGCUUCGUACGAGACCAAAAACCCCAAUUUCAUUAUGAUUAUUUUUCUUUAAAGGAACAUCUUAUUUCAUAAUACAAUGCCAGACUUCUUGGAUGUUGAUACCUUUCUUAAUAAAAAUGAUUUAAAUCAACUUCACCAAUUGAGAUGGCCUUGGAAGGAAACGCAUUUUAUAUUAUCAGAUAAAUGUAACGGAUGUGGCCUUAGCACAAACGAUAACUCAAACCGAAGAAGGUUUCACUUUGUUUUACCUGACAAUAAAAUAAAGCAUUUACUAAAUACCGGUUUCUUUUGGUGUCGAGGUUGUGCUUACUUUGCUGUUUAUGAUCAUUUUACGAAUGAUGAGUGUUAUUAUUGUAACUAAAUAUUUUUACAACCCUAAGGUGAGUGUACGAACUUUACUCAGGGCGUUCGUAAUGUCACGCGUGAUCAUGGUGGCCAGCUCGGCUCAUGUCAUGCUGUUUUCGAAGAGGAAUUCGGGCUUUGACUAGAGGUCAAGUUACGCUGGACACUGGAUUUUCUUUUCGGCUAUAGCAGUCGGGUUAUUUUUAUAUGGGUUCUAUUUUAUUUAGAUAGAUAGACAACCACAACACUACGAGAUGUGUUAAUAGAUUAUACUUCGUCUGUGAGCACUUUUAUGCUCGGGAAAGUCCCUAAAAUUUAUCUGCAGUUGCCCUUCUCGCUCGCAUGCUUGAAUUGUCGUCGGGGAAGUCCCAAACCUCGAAAUAAGAAAAGCAAUUUUGAACUUAAAUUGUAUGAAUAUAAAGUUGUUUCUUUGAGGAAUCUUAAAAAAUAAGUGGUCGGUUAAUUUUGCUUAGUAAUGCAAUUUCAGCCUUACUGUAAACCGUAAUAGUAUACAAAAAGGCUGGAAUAAUGUCUUCGCAAGUAGUAAUGUACAAGCCAGUUUGAUUCAGUUGUGAAGUGAGCUAUCAUGACGUGCGUUGCGACUUUCGUUUUGUUUUAUUUAAUAUUGUGAUGUGCGUGUAAUUUUUAUAGCUAACAGAGUAAACUUUAAUUUCAGUGCUAUGUCAUUCAAAAUUGUUCAGACAAUUGAAAAUGGACGUCUUUUAUUAUGGACUGUGCCAUCAGUAUGGGAAAGUAAUGGUAUAUUAAAGUGGCCACUACACAAAGUUGAGAAGUUACGGCGAGAUCCAUUAUCAACGCCAAAAGAUAACUGGAGAUCUACCGGUUGCAUUGUAAAAAGAAACGACAUCCCCACAUUUCAAGCCGCAAAUAUUAAUAAAAAUAUGAGUGAUCUGAGUGAUACUGAAACGGAAACUUCAAAAAACGUACUUUCAACAUACCAAACACAGCAGCAUCUACAAUCAACCAGCCAUGAAAGUCAGGACAAGGAUUUCAAUAAUUUAAUACGUAUUUGCGACCAACAACAACCACAGUAUUUUCAGAUGAAUCAACCUACAGUUGAGGCCGAAGUUACGGUACAUCAAGCCGCUGAAUCAUUGCCAAACUAUAAACAUGGACAGAUGAAUAUAUCCGCUAGUGUUGACGCCGAAAAAUCACUGCCAAAAUUUACUACAGAACAACAACCAAGAGAGCAAAAUUAUGAAAUUAUAGUUCUGCCACCUGAAGAAGCUGGAGCGCUUAUUCCCACAAAUUUGACAGAGUCGAUUGAAGCCUUGAGUUCUAAGUUAGCUACUAUUCAGGAUAAUCAAGUAGUACUGAGUUCUAAUCAGAUAUUAGUUUUGGAGAAAUUAGCAAUUAUAUCUACUCAAUUAGAUGAAUUUAUGCAACGCAUAUCUGUAGCGGCAUUAACAGGAAAAAGUGAACGGGACGUUGAUAAUAUAUUUAAACCUAUCACAAAUAAGAAACGCUUUGACGAUUUCGAAGAAUCUCUUAAGAGUGAGCAUAAAAAACAAGAAAUAAAAAAACAAUUAUCAGUUAUUUGCGGCAAAGGAAAAGGCAGAGCAAUUAAUAAUGCAUAUGCAUUAUUGGACGGUAUGUUUGACCGGGAAUUUUUGACCGGUUGUUCGUGGGCUGGUGGAACACGUGCUGAAGCAGUGGCGUAGCAUAGGUCACUCGCACCCGGUGCGGAUCCCAAAUUUGCCGCCCUCUUAUUUUUGUCAUCCAUUAUAAAAAAUUUGGGCAUGGUGUAAAAAGAGUACUUUUAUUAGUUUUAUUGAAUAAUUUAUUGAAUUGAAAAGUGAAAUUAACAUUUUUAUAUUAGUAUAUACUGCCUAGUUUCAUACGAGAAGCCGCGAAAUCGAAAAAUUGGGGCAGCUGCAGCAAUUCGCUAAUUCGCAAGCUUGUUUUUAUAUCUUGCUUUUUACUCAAAGUCAUGUGAAACGACGGUCUGUCAUUGCCGUAUUACGGUGAAGUACAAAGAAUGCGUAAGGAGACAUUUAUUUAAAAUAACAUUGAAACGAAAUAAGUUUCCUAAAUAAUAGUUAUUGAGAAACCUUGUGCUUGCAUCACCCAUGCAUAGAACCUGCAUAGGUACCCGGAUUUGGUAACAAAAAAAAUGACGAAAAAAACACUGGAAGAAAUUAACUUUUUUUUUUAUAUUAAAAAAAAAUAAUUAAAUUAAUUUUUUUUUUUUUUAACUGACACCUCCGCAGCGCCGCCCCCGGCUAAGUGCCGCCCGGUGCGGACCGCACCCUCCGCCCCCCCCAUGCUACGCCACUGUGCUGAAGGCUCGAAAAUAUGUUUUAAAAGUUACCGGAAUACGAUAGAUCUCUUCUUUAAAAUAGUCCACAUGUCUGAUGAAAGCUUUACAAUGCAAGAGUGUAAUUCGUUUCUUAAGAAUGUUCUCCGAAACGCAAAAAAGAGGCAUAAUUCGAAAAAUUUAAGAAUUUCUCAUCAAAAGAAAAGAGCAAAAAUGAUGAAAGAAAAAACAACAGAAGAUAAUCAGCUUAACAAUUCAAUUUAGUCACCAAGACUUGACGAUAUAAAUGAAACUAUUCAAGUAGAUGCUGUUGAUGAUAACGUCAAUGAAGAAGAAAUCAAUACACAUGAAAACGAGGAGUUAGACUUAUGUUAGAUUUGAUUAUUUAUGCUUGUUAUUUUUAAUAUCUAAAUAUUGAUCUCGUUGCUCUUUAAUAGUUAUUGAAGCACUUUAGAGCAAAACAAAUUUAGUUUUUACGAUGUUGCGAGAAAAACUUUUUGGAAUGGUUGAUUUAUUUUUGAUCAUAUUGUGAGUUAAUUUACUGUUACAGAGGCUUUUAGAGAUUGUUGAUUUUUACUUUUAGAAUACCUUAGGUACUGAUCAUGUGAAAAGACUGUUAGUGGAUGGUUAUGUUUAAAUAUCCAAGUACUGAAUAUCGUGACCCUUUAGGUAAUUAAUAGUUAGGGAAGCACCUUUAUGGAAAGCAUGAUUACCUACAUAUUUGUCAUAAUUUUGUUUUUACGAUACUGUUAAAUAGUUAGUUAUUGUUGAUUUUUACU
Molecule: messenger RNA, 6198 nt
Organism: Cydia pomonella (codling moth)
Lineage: Eukaryota; Metazoa; Arthropoda; Insecta; Lepidoptera; Tortricidae
Exons: 3
Coding region: 3822-4823 (333 amino acids)
Source: RefSeq, a predicted model, not a curated record